Athene cunicularia (burrowing owl) is the source of this 1774-nucleotide messenger RNA. It is a transcript of the gene IL11RA, whose product is annotated as interleukin 11 receptor subunit alpha. The coding region runs from base 29 to 1270 and encodes 413 amino acids. The record is from RefSeq and is a predicted model, not a curated record. Gene Ontology annotation, biological process: cytokine-mediated signaling pathway. Gene Ontology annotation, cellular component: external side of plasma membrane; membrane. The transcript has 13 exons. NCBI's taxonomy places the organism in Eukaryota, Metazoa, Chordata, Aves, Strigiformes, Strigidae. Gene Ontology annotation, molecular function: cytokine receptor activity; protein binding.
ACACAUAGCCGCGGUGCCACGCAGGAAGAUGCGCAGUCCCAUCCCAGGCCUGGGCAGGGUGAUGGUGUUCCUCGCAGCAGCCCUGGCAUCAGCCUCCCUCGCUGUCCCCGAGGGCUGGGGAGAGGAAGGUGUGCAAUAUGGACAGGUGGGGACAGAUGUGACCCUGUCGUGCACCAAUACCCACGCCAGCUUGCCGGUGCAAUGGAGACGGGCGGGUGCCGUGGCACUUCCAGAGGGCUCAGCCAUCCGGCAAGGAGCCCUGGUGCUGCCGUGUGCCAGCCUGGCCACUGCAGGAACCUACAGCUGCCACGGCGAGGAUGGUGACCUCCUGCAUGCUGUGUCCCUGCGGCUGGGGUACCUGCCAGGAGUCCCCUUUGUGUCGUGCAGAGCAUCUGACUAUGAGAAUUUCUCCUGUUCCUGGACCUCAAGCGUGGAGACCUUCCUCCCUACCAGAUACAUCACCACCUACAGGAAGAAGUCGCUGACGGGUGAAGAGAAGAGGAGGAACAAGAACGGGCACAUGGGGCCGUGCCUGCAGGAUCCAUCCCGCCCCGGUACCUGCACGGUCCAUGGGUCAGAGUUCUGGAGCUCCUACCGCCUGAACAUCACCGAGGUUAACCCCCUGGGCUCCAGCUUCCGCCUCCUCGAUGUCACCAUGCAGGCCAUCAUUAAGCCAGACCCUCCAGAGGGCUUGGUGGUGGAGCCCAUACCCCUGGCCCCACGGCGACUCCAUGUGAGCUGGAAGUACCCCUCCUCCUGGCCCAAGGAACCUCACUUCCAGCUCAGAUUUCGACUCCAGUACCGGCCCAUCAUCCACCGCUCCUGGUCUGUGGUGGAAACCGUGAACCUGUCUGAGGUGAUCACAGAUGCCUUCGCCGGGCUGGAGCAUGUGGUACAAGUCAGCGCCAAGGAUUUCCUGGAUGCGGGGAACUGGAGCGAGUGGAGUGCUGAGGCCCGGGCAACACCGGUCAGAGACCUGGCCACUGCAGCGAGUAAAGAAACCACUACAGACGCCAGCCUGGAGAGCCUGGCCGAGGAGCCUUCCCAGGCUCCCAACCCUGAGCCCAUCAACCACAGCGACCCCCUGGAGAAGAUGGCUGUUCUGGUGUCCCUCGGGAUCUUCGCCUUCUUCAUCCUGGCUGCUGUUCUUGUCAUCACCAUCCUCAUCUGGCUCCGGGUGAGGAAACACGGCAAGGACAAGACAAAACCCCACAACUUCUUGAUUGCUGCCACCCACUUGAAGGCACUGCCAAAGGCCCAGAUCCUGUAGUGAGCCCCGGCUGAUCCCUGCUCCCUGCACCCGCUUGCCCACGCGUGGGACAUGAUGCCACUGCUGGCCCCCAAGGACCCCACACCUCCCGGGUCACCCCACAGCUGUGGACAUUGCUGGAGCCCUCAGCAUCUUGGGGGUGCAGGAUGGACACUAAGGAGAGAGGCUCUGCUCCCAGGAGCUUUGGGCUGCCUGUGCUUGCCAAGAGCCGGCUGGAGGCACCUCAGACUUGGGGCGAGAGGCCAGCCCCACCGCCGGGCGCUGCUGAACAUAUGGGGAUAAGAUGAUGAGCCAGCCCCACUUCACUGCCUAGUGUUGAGGGGGACCAUGGGUGCAGGCUCCCAGGGGUGAGCAGGGGGGUGCUGAGCCCUGCCCGUCACGCCCCACCAGCCACCAGCAGGCAGAUGGGACCCCCAUCCCGUCCCUCUGCCCCUCUCUCCCAUGCUGUGGCUGGAUGUGGCAAUGAUGUCAAUAAAGGGGAUAGCAUUGGCACUGCACAGGCAA